GCGGGCUUUGAGAGAACUAUUGACUUUUCUAAACACAACAUUUUCAGACUAUAUUCACAUAAGUACUGUAGAUCUCCAGCACUUAAAUUCAGACAGAAUACAAUAAUCAAAAUACACUUGACUUACCUUGAGAGACAGAGAAGACAUGAACAGAGUUAACGUGAGUGGUGCGCUCAUCUUCUUCAUGGUCGCCAUCACUGCUGUGCAGGGACAAAAAUCAGUGUGUGAGAACUGCGUUGKGCUGGAUGCGACUCUGGUUACCGGGGUUAUUGUUGGGGACCUGCUGGUGACAGGAGGGGUCAUCUUCAUUGUGUAUAGCUGGGCCCAGAAGAAGUCUGGACCUGCUGRACCCCAAAAACCGACGUACCGCUCAGCAGGCCGUGGUCCACCAGUGGUGCCAAGUCCUGACUAUGAGCCCCUUAGUGUGGAAACCCGCAGCAGAGAUAUCUACGCUACCCACAGGACUGGGUAGACUAUCCUCUCACCAGACCACACCUCUUCUCUAGGACCCCUCUGAUGCCCUGGACCAGCAGGCCUCAGUUCACCCUGCCAUCAGAGGAGGGGAGAAGGCUCUGUAGUGCUUAACAUAAACUUAAAGAGCUUCUUAUUUUAGCUUGAUGUGUGAUAUUAUGAUUUAGUUAAAACUAUAGUUUAGAAUUACUGUAACUAGCGAUAAUAGUGAUCAACAUAGUGUUGCUCUGGAAKAUAGAGAUAUAAAGAUAGGAAGAUCUUUGUAAUGACUUUUAGAUGUUUGCUGUACUGAAAAACAACUUGUACAUAGCUGUGUAGAUCAACUGUUGUAAAAUGGUAUCAAUGCUUGCAGAUGCCAAGUUCUUCCUCCUCACAAUGUUAAUGCUGCCUGUAUAUACAGUGAGUYUACAAAACACCAUCCUAAUAUUGAGUUGAACSKCCUUUUGCACUUAGAACAGCCUCAAUUCAUUGGGUUAUGGACUACAAGGCGUCGAAAGCAUUCCACAGGGAUGCUGGCCGAUGUAGACUCCAAUGCUUGCCACAGUAGUGUCAAGUUGGCUGGAUGUUCUUUGGGUGUUGGACCAUUCUUAAUACACACAGGACACUGUC
Salvelinus sp. IW2-2015 is the source of this 1080-nucleotide messenger RNA. Its product is annotated as T-cell surface glycoprotein CD3 epsilon chain-like. Gene Ontology annotation, biological process: cell surface receptor signaling pathway; positive thymic T cell selection. NCBI's taxonomy places the organism in Eukaryota, Metazoa, Chordata, Actinopteri, Salmoniformes, Salmonidae. Gene Ontology annotation, cellular component: external side of plasma membrane; alpha-beta T cell receptor complex. The record is from RefSeq and is a predicted model, not a curated record. Gene Ontology annotation, molecular function: transmembrane signaling receptor activity.